AUGCCCGCUCCGGAGUACACCAAUCGCCACGCCCUGCUACAGCUGAUGAUUGAUGUGCCCAUUCUCCUGGGAGCAAGUGCCACCACUGCAAAGGCUGACAUGGAAGCCGUGAUGGAGUUUGAGACCAAGUUGGCUGAGUUCACAAUACCCCAGAGGAACAGGACGAGUGAAGCCAUUCACACCAAGCUCAGCAUAUUGGAUUUACAAAGCACCAUUCCACAGUUUGACUGGCUUCGCUACAUCAGAACAGUGAUUGAUUUUGAAGAGCAUCCUCACCUCUUGCACAUGAAUAUGUCAGAAGAGGUCAUUGUGGAUUCCAUGCAGUACUUCAAGGACUUGUUCCGGUUGCUAGAAACUGUGGAGAGCCGAACUGUGGCCAACUAUAUUGUAUGGAGAGUCGUGUAUAGUAGAUUGGGGAACCUCAGCCAUCGAUUCUUCAACAGGUUCAGUGAAUAUAUUAAGGUGAUUACAGGAAUGAAGUCAUUGUCUCCACGAUGGGACACAUGUACGUCCUUUGUUGAGGCUGUCAUGCCGUAUGUUGUGGGAAGGAUGUUUGUGAAAGCUCAUUUUCAGGAGAACAAGAAGAAGCUGACUGAAGAUUUAGUUGCUGGUAUUCGUUGGGCGUUUUUGGACAUAGUGGAUAAGGAAAAUGACUGGAUGGAUGCAGAAACCAAAGACAAAGCAAAAGAAAAGGCUAAGGCUAUUCUCGCCAAGAUUGGAUAUCCCAACUUCAUUCUGAACGACGAUGCAAUUAAUAACAAGUACAGAAAUGUGACUAUUUCAGCAACGGACUACUUUGGAAACUUGCUGAGUUUUCUUAGGUUUUAUGCCCAGCUGGAUUUCCGAGAUCUCAGGCGCCGUAGGCCGAAGACAGAAUGGUUCGCCCAUCCCACCACAGUAAACGCCUUCUAUGCAUGGUCAAGAAACCAGAUACAGUUUCCAGCUGGUGAGCUUCAAAAACCAUUUUUCUGGGGAGAAGAGUAUCCUUUGUCUAUCAGUUAUGGAGCAAUCGGUACCAUUAUCGGACAUGAGUUUUCACAUGCCUUUGAUAGCCGUGGUAGGAAAUAUGACAUAGAUGGAAAUUUGCAUCAGUGGUGGAGUAAUGACUCGAUUUCAAACUUUGAAGCCAAAGCCAACUGUAUGGUGAAGCAGUACAGUAACUACUACUGGACUCCGGCAGGUCUGAAGGUAAAUGGUCAACAAACACUAGCAGAGAACAUCGCUGACAAUGCUGCUGUCCGCCUGGCUUUCAAGGCCUAUCGGAAGUGGGUACGAGAGGAGAAAGGAGGCAGAGAAGAGGCACUUCUCCCUGGCCCCAAACUGAACCAUAAUCAGCUCUUCUUUUUAAGUCAUGCUCAGGUCAGAUGCAGUAAUCAUAAUCCAGAGGCUGGUAGGAAUAGGAUUCUGACUGGUGUACAUAGUCCUCCUGAAAUCAGAGUUAUUGGUGCAAUCGCUAAUUUUGAAGAAUUCAGCAAGGCUUACAAUUGCCCUAGUACAUCACCGAUGAACAGAGAUGCUAACUCCUGCCGAGUGUGGUAG
This is a messenger RNA of Mobula hypostoma (lesser devil ray), 1539 nucleotides long. It is a transcript of the gene phex, whose product is annotated as phosphate regulating endopeptidase homolog, X-linked. The record is from RefSeq and is a predicted model, not a curated record. Gene Ontology annotation, molecular function: metalloendopeptidase activity. Gene Ontology annotation, biological process: protein processing. The coding region runs from base 1 to 1539 and encodes 512 amino acids. Lineage: Eukaryota; Metazoa; Chordata; Chondrichthyes; Myliobatiformes; Myliobatidae. The transcript is spliced from 18 exons. Gene Ontology annotation, cellular component: plasma membrane.